AUUUCCCGUGAGAGGUGGUGGAUCAUUGUGUCGUGACAGCUGGUGGGGAGCGGUCAGACGCGCCGAGCCGACUCGAGGGGGAAGGACAGCGCACGGUGACGCACGCACAUGCAUUUGCCGUCGGAGUGUGAGAUGUUUGGUCAGAAGGUGUGAACUGCCCAUAGAGUGUCGCUUAGAAAUGAUUUUUAUAUACACGGAUAUACCGUUCUGUAAAAUCUGAACAAAUCAAAUAUACGGUAAAUAGAAAACAUCAGCGGAUACAGUACAGCCAAAAAAAAAAAAGAAAAAAACUAAACUAAACAAGAAACAGACAGCAGCCAUGGCGAGCGUCAUGAAAAUGUUCCACAACUUCAAGAGCAGCCACCUCCCUCGGGGCAAGCGGUCCCAGACGAUCUCGGCGCCCGCCCCAGCCUCCUCGAAGGACCAGGGGAGGGAGGACCCCGAGGGCGCCCCGUCCAGCGACCUGGUCAACCGCAGGAAGGUGUCCAUCUCGAGGAGCGGGAGAUACAGGGAGAACAACAAGAGGAGGUGCGCGCUGCCCGACGACACCCGGAGCAGUUCCGACGACGACCACGCCAGUCCGAAGGUCGCGACCCGGGCCGACACCACGACAAAGGAUCAGAAAAACAAGGAGAAUGAGAAGAGCAGAGCGAAUGAGAAGAAUAAGCAGAACCUGGUGCGACGGGAGAGCGCCAUCAGCGUGACUGACGGACACGCGGUCGCAGACGAGAUCACGAGAGUCCUGGCCAAGAAGAUGACCAUAGAAAACAACGUACUUCAGACGUCUUUAUAGCUAUAUAACUGUGACAUAUAUCUAGCGUAGCGUUUGUAUUAAAUGUGAUAUUUAGAAAAUACAUGUAUUAUAAGAUGUUUCCCCGUGAUCCUAUAUCGCUUCAGUAUUUGAUUUCUGUUGUAGAUAUAUUCUGUUUUGUGUCAUGUUUGUUUUGUUCUGCUUCUAUAUAAAGUGGACCGAAAUAGCUUUAGGUGCGAUGCAAGUAGUCUUAUAGCAAAGCUUAUGGAAUCUGGUUUAGAGGAAAUUGCAGCUUUGCAAAAGAGGGAUCUUUAUGUGAAAAUAAUAUAUAAGAUGUUUUAGGUACGCGAAAUCCUUGUAUCAACAUACACAAAUGCCAUGCACUUUCAUAGAAAACGACCUUAUCUACACAUGAAUCAGUAAUUUCCAAAAGCAUAGAUGUUAUAUAUAACACA
Penaeus vannamei (Pacific white shrimp) is the source of this 1206-nucleotide messenger RNA. NCBI's taxonomy places the organism in Eukaryota, Metazoa, Arthropoda, Malacostraca, Decapoda, Penaeidae. The record is from RefSeq and is a predicted model, not a curated record.